Messenger RNA from Armigeres subalbatus, 5985 nucleotides. RefSeq names its product E3 ubiquitin-protein ligase RBBP6 (gene snama). Gene Ontology annotation, cellular component: nucleus. Bases 189 to 5738 code for a protein of 1849 amino acids. The record is from RefSeq and is a predicted model, not a curated record. Lineage: Eukaryota; Metazoa; Arthropoda; Insecta; Diptera; Culicidae. The transcript has 13 exons. Gene Ontology annotation, biological process: protein ubiquitination; ubiquitin-dependent protein catabolic process. Gene Ontology annotation, molecular function: ubiquitin protein ligase activity; nucleic acid binding; zinc ion binding.
UUAAUCAUCAUCGACCGCCGUAAUCAGUGUCAAAAAAACGCGAAAGUGAAAAGAUUUUGUUUCGUAGUCGGUUCCGCGUCGUAAAAAUGCAUUACAAAAGUGCAUAAAAAUAGUGAAAUUACGUCCAAAACGUAGUGCAUUUUGUUGCCCGUAUGCAAGAACCGCCCAGCAUAUCGUAAUCACUGAAAAUGUCGGUCCAUUAUAAAUUUAAAAGCGCACUCGAUUUCGAUACUAUCACUUUCGAUGGGUUGCACAUUUCGGUGGUCGACCUCAAGAAGGCCAUCAUCCACCAGAAGCGACUCGGGAAAACGAUGGAUUUUGAUCUCCAGAUAACAAAUGCGCAAACUAAAGAAGAAUUCAGCGAAGAUGCUGCACUAAUUCCGAAGAAUACUUCACUGAUAAUCGCUCGGAUACCGUUGAAAAAUGCACCCAAGAAAAAUUGGGCUCCCAAGGAUGACAGCAACCAGCAGCAAGCCGUACCUUCGAGGAAGGGCCAAGAUAGCGCCUCGGCAGCAGUCCAGUCAAACGUUGACCUUUCGACGAUGAGCGGAACGGAAGAGGACAAGAUUCGGGAGAUGAUGUUCCAGAGUACGGCGGAGUACGAUCCCACCAACUAUCAAAAGAUACGAGGCGCGUCCCAAUCUGGUGAGGUUCCCGUUAAUUAUAAGUGCUAUCGGUGUAACAAACCAGGACAUUGGAUUAAAAAUUGUCCUCUCGGCCCAUUGCCCAAAGAAGCGAUGGAGGUCAAACGCACGGCAGGGAUUCCACGUUCGUUCAUCGAACGGGACAAGGACCCCGAUAACAAUCCUAUUAUUCAGCCAUCCCAAGUGCCCCCUGAAGAAAAGCAGGCCAUUCCGGAGGAUUUGAUAUGCAGCAUCUGUAAGGAUCUUUUCACCGACGCUGUAAUGAUUCCCUGCUGCGGUAGUUCAUUUUGCGAUGAGUGCGUACGAACGGCACUCAUUGAAUCGGAAGAUAACGAAUGUCCCGAUUGCAAAGAGAAAGGUUCUUCGCCGGGAUCGCUUAUUCCAAAUCGUUUCCUGAGAAAUUCAGUGAAUGCUUUUCGUAACGAAACCGGCUACACAAAAACAGUUGUUCAGAAGGCUGCAUCAAACAAACAAACAAAACCAGCCGAGGAUCUUUCAACGGCUUCGGCAGAAUCAAUGGGCUCAUCUGCCAAUGUUACUUGCGGCACUGCUACAUUAAGCGCAGAAGCUGAUAGUGAACAUCUAUCAGCUGAAAAUGUUGGCGAGGGGAAGGGCGAUACAGGCGAUCAGCUUCAGGAAAGCUACGAGGACGUAUCUCAACAUGGCGAUAUCGAUUCUCCACCUGCUGAUGAUAAAGCUUUCGACAACGAAUCGGAUUACGAGGAUAACAUAACUGUGACGGUACCGCCAGCACAUCUCCAAAGUAGAGGAGCAUUUCGUGGUCACUACAACGGACGGCAGGCCCAUCAUCGUCACGAAACACCACCCGUUGGUCGAGAGUAUCCUCCUCCAUACAGCCGGAAUAAUAGUGAUAGUGGUGCAAGUCGAAAUACGGAACAACAUGCAACCGACGAAGUUGGAUCCCAUACGCCAACGGUAGACGAUAAGGAAAACAAUUAUAGUGUUGCACCUGCUGCUACUCCUAAACAUGAAUAUGACACACGAUCACCGGAUUAUCACCAGUCAACAACCAGGGGGCCUAUGCCCAUGCCACCGCACACUCAUCCUCCUCAUCAACAACCGCCUCCAAUGGCCGGUCAUCCUCCACCUCAUCCAGGUUACAUGGGUGCACAACCACACCCAGGCCCAGCAGGCCCUUACCCGGGACCUCCACCACACGGAGCGCCACACCCGUACCCCGGAGGAUACGGAAUGCAAGGUGGUUAUCCUCCCCAACGGCCUUAUGAUCACCAUGGCGGGGGAAUGUAUCAUGGAGAGCGUCCCCGAAUGAUGUACCCACCUCGUGCGGGCUAUCCUCCCCAUCCGCCGCACAUGAGACCGCGUCAUAUGGGUCCGAUGGGGCCGGGAGGAUAUCCUGGUGUACCCAACGUUGGACCUGGCGUAAUCGACGAUCCUUUGGAAGCAUUUAACCGUAUAAUGCGAGAAAAAGAACGCCGUAAAGAGCAGGAAGCGAAACAGGCUAGCCGUCAUCGGUCUCCUCACGCUGACCGUAAUCGUAGGUCUCGAUCGUUUGACAACAGUGGCAGCAACAAUCGACGGGGACGAUCGUCGCCGGAACGCGAACGACGACGAUCUCCGCGCGGCGCUCGAACUCCGGACCGGCGUCGUUCACCCGAAGAAAAGCAUGGUGACAAGCGCGAGCGGGAGCCGGAUCGAGACCGGGACCGUGAACGGGACAGAGAUCGCGAACGUGGACGGGAUCGGGACCGUGAGCAAGAUCGCAAUGGUAGACGUAGGAAUCGUUCCAGUUCGUACAGUUCUAGCGGAUCCAGAUCUUAUUCAAGAUCAACUAACAGGUCUCCUGCUAAACGUGGAAAGUCACCGAAGCGACGUUCGAGAAGUCCUUACCGAGAACGUCGCACACGCAGUCGAUCCAAGUCGUUCGAUGAUAGAAGACAUGGUAAACACAGUAAGGAUAGAAGAGAGGAUCGUCGCGAUGAACAUCGUGGCGAAUACCGAGACAACCGAGAGAGAUCACCGGGAUAUAACGCUCAUUAUCAAAGUAGCUAUCGCGGCCGCGGAGGUAACUAUAGAGGUGGUCCACGUGGUCGUGGCAGCAACCGAGACGGUGGCUAUCAGUCGCACUUCCCUCGUGGUUACGAUCGUGGCCACCCGCAAGGACCACCAGUGCAGACGCCUCAACACGAUCAGUACGGCCACCCAAUGGGACCGGGAGUGCCAAAUGAGUACCAUCAUCAUGACCCGGUACACCACGGCCACGGUGUGCCCCCGGGUGUGGUCGGAGCGGGCAAUAUACCACCGCACGGUGUUCCUCCGGCAGGACAUUAUCCGCCACCGCCCCAGCAGACGAUGCCUCCCAGCUCAGCUGGUCCAAACAGGUAUCCUCCGCGGGAAGCUCCCCGUGCUUACAUUGGACAUCCUGGGAAACCGGAUGCAAUGGCCUACUACGAACAGCCACCGCAGCAGGUUCCAGUUCAACAACCGCCACCUCAAGUCAACUCGGAACCUCCCCCACCAGGUUUCGAAGAACAGGAUAAUUGGUCUGGUAAACAAGAAACCGAAUACAGAGCUCCUGCCACAACAGCUCCAGUGGUCAAAGCACCGGAAGAGAGCAUUUAUGAUUACCACAAUACCCCAAAAAGCCGGGACCACGAACGAGCUCAUACACCGGUUAUUUAUGACGAUCGACAUGAGCAUACCACUCGAUCGCACUCCAAGGAAAAAGAGAGUAAAAAGAAGAUUCGUGAAGAGAAUUCUGAUCAUCAUCGUAAGGAGGAACGACGGGUCAGGUCGAAAACGCCUGAACGUCAUGAGAAAGAAAAGCCUUCUAAGCGAAACGAACAUGACAAAGACAAAGAUAAGAAACGCAGUGAAGCCAAACGAUUAUUGGAAAAGGAACGAGAGCGUGAACGAGAAAGAGAGAAAGAACGAGAAAAGGAGCGAGAGAAAGAAGCCAAACGAAAGCAACGAGAUUCAAGCGAGGAAGAUAAUAAGAAGGAUAAGAAAAAAGAUAAAGAGAAGAAGAAGAGGAAAAAAGAAAAGGAAGCAGAGAAGAAAAAACACAAGAAAGAGCGAAAGGAAAAAGAUAAAGAGAGGCGAUCGAAAGAAAGUAAAAAGGAGAGAAAAACCGUCGAAAAAGAAGAAGCUGAUAGCUCACUGCAACCAGCUACACCGAAACAUGCCCCACAUCAAAGUUUCGACGAGGAGACAUUGUUUUCUAAUGAUAGGCGGCAACCGGAGGUUGACACUACUCAAGAAUAUGUUGGUCAUGAAUUUGAAGAUACUCUUGUCAUACCAGAUCGAUUGCAGAAUAUUAGUAAAUCUAUAUCCGAGGGAGAAGAAGCUUCCUACCGCGAAGAACCUUCCAGCAGUCACGACCAAGAGCAUGAACUGCAUCCUCCACAGAUUGAAUCCAGCCACGAUCACAGUGAUCUGUAUUCGGAUAUUCCCGAUAAAUAUGAAGAAGAUCAAUUAGAGAAGUCGGUUCUAGAGGGACACCUUGGCGAAGAGGAUGUUGAUCUGGUGAACAGCACGGGGGUAGGUUCGGAAGAACAAGCACCAGAAGACAUCAAGCGGUCCGAUUCGAUUUUAGAUCUCCAUGCUAAUUUGGACUUCGAAGCUGAACUAGAAGAAGGUGAGCACAUGUCUCCGCCGAAAUUCAUUGGAAUACCUGAGCUUUCAAAGUGGGAAAUGGAAGAAGAUGGUGCUGUAAUUUCCAGCUCGGAUCGUAAACCGUCCUUGGAGGAGCACGGUAUCAUCUUAAAAUCAGAGGAACAUUCCGGUAAAGUGACAAACGAGGUGCUGAAACGUGCCGAGAAUGCUAUUUUCACACGCGCUAUUGCAGCUAUUCGACCGAUCGAAAUCAAGAAGAUUAGUUUGGACCGACAGAAGCUGUACUCGAAUGAGAUUGUGCUGGACGAGGAAAAACCAGGGCUGGAAAUCAAAGUUGAGAAGCAACAGGACGAUUUCAAACGAUUCCAGGUCACGGUUCCUACUAACGAUAAUAAUGCAGAACGAUCCGUCGAGCUCAAACCGGAACUCAACAAGCCGGAUGGUCGUGGUUCACCGAUACGAACCUCCAUCAAAGAACGUCUCGGAAGCAAAAUUACCGAAAUUCGUGGCAGCAGUUCAAGUACGUAUUCACGGUCACGUACACCACCACCCUCCCGAAAGGUGAAAGCUGUAUCAACCACAAGCACCCUGGCCAAGGUUGAGCAGUCGAGGAAACGUACACGGAGCAGGUCUGCGGAGCGCGAUGGGAGUGGCAGUAGAAAGCCUCGUAGUGACCGUGAGGACCGCCAGCGGGAUGAAAUACGUGUCAGCAGCAGAAGGCAGGAAACGGGCAGGCGGGUGGUAGUAGCUGUGCGUGAACCAAGCACUGAGAAGCGUCCCGCCCAUGAGAGAAAGGAACGAACUGAGAGAAGUGACGGGCGGAGCAAGGAUAGGUCAACUAAAGAUGAAAAAACUCGGGAAAAUAUUCCCAAUAGGAGCCGCGACCGUAGUCGUGAGCGUCGGCGAGACAGAUCCAGCACACCACAAAAACGUGAACGGGAGAAGGAACGUGAUCGGGAACGUGAGAAGACUCGCCGUAGAGAUCACAAAGAAGACGAUGAACGGCAUAAAAGAACUGAAAGCCGUUCGGAUAAAAUAAGUAGUCAGAAGGAAGAACGUAAGCCGCAACUUGAUCGCAAGCGAUCCGAAAUGGAGUCAGAACGGCGGCAUCAUGAUUUCAUGUUAUCGGAAAAAAGCCGUCACGAAGAGGGUAUUUCCCGACGAGAAGAUUCUCGUAAGCGUGUGCCAGACGAAUCAACCGAUAAGGUUCUAGAGCUGCACUUGAAAAAAUCGAAAUCGGAGAAAGUACCUAAAACUGUGGCCAGCUCGAGCGAUAGUAGCAGCUCUGAUUCGGAAUCAUCAUCGUCGGACUCCAGCAGCGAGUCGGAAGGCGAAAUCUCUAAGAAGCGCAAAAAGAGAAAGCAUAAGAAGGAGCGUAAGCGUGCCAAGCGUUCCGGGUCUACUGAGUCGGAUGAGUCCACCAGUAAAAAGAAGAAGAAGAGCAAAAAAUCCAAGUCGAGCAAGAAGAAGAAGAAAGACCGCAAGCACCGGAAGGAGUAAGGUGUCAGUAUUUGAUUUUGACGUGAAUUGUACAGCUAAGAAGGCACGCCUUGGUUAAAGUUCUGGGUUGACCAGAACGAAGUUUGUCAAUGAAAACCGCUUGACACACUUCACCGGUGCGUGAUAAUAGUGAAUGGCGGUUAAUUACUGCAAUCAUUGAAAAAAAGAAAUGAAUUCGAUUUCAUGUACAUGGUAAUAUCCUGUAAAAGCAGUUUCGUUGAGUAAGAAAUAAAAAUUCUAGAACUGA